AUGCCGCAACCUGUAGGGCAUGCCGCCAAUAUCCUCUGGCAGCAUGUGAUCCAGACAGAAAGAAAGGCAGCUGUUCAGUGGGAGGAGUCGUGGGGCUUCAUGCGUGCAGAGCCCACUCGGCUACAGAACUCAGCCUCUGUGCCGUCGCUCCGUGCUGCUGGACAGUCCGUUGUCGAACCGAAGGCGCACCUUACCCGCGUUGGUGCCUGCGCCGCCUCGACCCAGCUAUCGCCACUCACCAUGGAUCAUAUGGACCCACGGGCUGUCCAAAAUGCCCUGGACAUGGAGCAAGGCCGUCUCUCGGAGGCGAUGGCAAUGAUCCAGGACUCCAUGGAUCGCGUGCGACGCCUGCAGACCGAGACCUGUGACUCGGUUGACUGGAGCGAUGCUCACAACAUCGCACAGAUUGCGCAGGGCACCCUCUUCCUGAUCUUGGCUAUCUGGCUCAUCUUCGCGAAUAACGCUAAGGUAGCCGUGGGCCAGAAGGCUCCAUUGGAGCAGCGCCAUGCUGUAUGCGCUACGCUGAGUACUGCUGUGGCGCUCUUCUCGGGCUUCUUCAACAUCAUGCAGCUCACGGGCAUCGAUGACUUCGACAUCCCGGGCUACAGUGGAGGCUUUGUCCUUCAGCUUGCCCGGCCCGUGGAGUGGGUGCUUACUUGCCCCAUUCUGCAGCUGAAAUUGGUGGUGUUGGCAGGUGCACGUGUUCCUUCAUACCGCCGUUUCAUGAUGCCCCUGCUCUCAGCCGCCGUGCUCUUGUGUGGCGUCGCUGCUACCUUCACGGAGGGAGCGUUGCGCUACGUAUGGUUCACCUUCGGUUCGAUCUUCUGCUUCAUCAUGUUCUAUCACAAUGCGCUGCAGAUUGGCGAGAACAGCGAGGGAGAGGAGUCUCUCCUCCAUGGUGAUUCCGACUACCGCAGGCUUACGCUUCUGUUGAUCAUCACUUGGUUCCCGUUCCCGAUCUGGUUCAUCCUGAGCCCGGAAGGCUUCAACCUUGUGGACAGUGAGCUGACGAUCGAAAUGGGUUGGGUGGCACUGAACUUGCUCGCAAAGUUCUCCAUGAUCAUCCUCGGACAGCGGAUGAAGAUGUCCCACCAGAAGAAAAUGGAAGCUGCACGUGAGCUCUACGGCAUGGCACCGGGAGAUGCGGUAUCAGGAGAGGCACUCGAUCAGAAAGCGCUGGCAGAGUCGAGCAGCAAGGGGCGACGCAUGAUGGAUCCUGCAGACUACGGUCUCGGUGUGGGGGAGGAUGCAGAGAGCGAGGAGAAGAUGAUCGAGCUCGUGGCUGACACUAUGGUCACGCUGCAACUGGCCAACCACACGGAACGAUUGAUCAAGCUCCUCGUCGAGAGCGGCGUCACCAACACGGCGGUCUUGGAACGUCUCAAUCAGGAGCGCUGUAUGGAGCUGUGCCUGCCUUGGGCACUCGUCGAUGCCGUCCAGCGCCGCUGGAGCAACGAGAAGAUGAACAUGGGACAGGAUCAGGGCGGUGUCGUGGAGAAGGAGGACCCCUUCAUGAAAGUCCUGGAGGCAAACAAAGAGCGACUGUCGGGUGCGAAGACCGGGCAAACAAAUGGUGUUGCUACUCCGCCCAUUGGCAGCGUAGCGGACUUGUCCGGCCUGAAUGAACAAAUCGCAUCUGCCGUUCAAAGGGCAGUAAUGCCGUUGCAUGAGACCGUUCUGGCAAAGCUGCAGACGCUUCAGGACAACAUGAGCCAGUCGCUGGAUUCCACCCAAGAGAGUGUGGCACAGCGCAUGGAUUUUGGGCAGGUGACGCUCAUGCAGACGGUGAAUGCGUGCCAGGUCUUGCUGCACAAGCUGGAUUCUUCGCAAGAAGUUGUGCUUCAGAAGCUGGAUGCUCAACAAAGAGGCUUGGAUCAGAUCAACACGUCCUGCACCACGCUCCACGCCAAACUCGGGGAAGUCCAGACUACCAUGAACGCAACUGUCGCAGAAGCCGUGGGUUCUUCUUCCAAAGCCUUGCUGGAAAACUUGGAGGGGACACAGCAAGACUUGCUGCGCCAAACCACCGAAGCGAACUCAGUCCUUCAGAACGUCGUAUCUACCCAAAAGACCAUGGUGACAAAGCUUGAGAGUGGCAAUGACUCGAUGGUGAGGAACUUGGUCGAGAUGGAGAAGUCUUUGGAUAAGAAACUAGCUGAGUUCGGAGAGUCUGCUGUUUCUUCCUACACCGUGAGCUCAGAGUCCGUCCUGGCGAGCUUGAAGGAGCAGAUGGAUGCCUUGAAUGACCAAAGCAACACCGCAGUGGUCGCGGCCGAGCGCUCUGCCGCCGUCCUUGAUGAGCGAAUGACAGAUGUCCGUCGUCAAAACCUCAUGAUGCUGGACCUCCUUACCAGCUCCAACGACAGGGUCCAAAACUUUGCCGACAACCUGGACACUCUUCGCAAUUUGGACAACGUUACGGCAAGUGAGGUUCGAAACAUUCUCACGGAGCACUUGGGCAAGGGUCAGACACCGCCAGAAGGCAACGAGCCGGAUGGCAACGGCACGAUGGAAUCCAUGGUUGCUCGUUUGGAGGACAGUGCUGCCCGUCUGGAGGCGAAUGGGAUGGGAGCAGUGAAGUCUGAGUUGGCAGACAUCGAGGAAAGGUUGGCAAAGAAACAGGCCCAGAUUGUGGGCGACGCGAUGCAGGAGGUGAAAGACCUGCAGCUGGGCUUGGUAGCGCAGAUCAAUGACUUCAGCGCUCGAUUGGGCUCUGCAAGCGAGCCAGGAUCCCAGGCUGAUGCUCCCAAGGAGCGAGCAGAUCGAGCAGAGCGACCCACCGGAAGCCCGUCUUCUCGGCGUGGCUCCAAGCGCAACGAAGUCCGAGGAUAA
Molecule: messenger RNA, 2832 nt
Organism: Symbiodinium sp. CCMP2592
Lineage: Eukaryota; Dinophyceae; Suessiales; Symbiodiniaceae
Source: the annotation of a GenBank genome assembly